AUGCCAAAGGUUAAGGCCAAGAAAAUAACGACCGCAGGUGCGAGGAAGGGAGAUGACACACCGAAGAGGAGGCCGGGUCGGCCGAGAGGUCCACGGGCGACGUCAACCCCCGCAAGUGUGGAUCUGGGGCUGGGAGGCGGCAACAACGGGCCAGGAAGGAGCGGACCUGUGGUGUGGAUCAUAGGGGACUCGAUAGUGUUUUGGGCACAUCGCAGGGCGAAGAACACCGGCGAGGCUGACCUUGGACUUGGAACGUCGGUCCGUUGGUUGGGAAAAAGGGGGCUACGAAUUGAAGGGAUGCCAGUAGCAAGAGUAAGACCCGCUAGGGAGUACGAUGACGUUGGCAUAAGAUGUCUGGAUAAAACUACCGGAGGGAGGCGGUGCAAGCGAACGACGAAACAUCUCAGCGGAUUGUGCCCAACCCAUUUAAAGCCAUAUGACGACACACAGAUUAGACGCCUGAUGAGACGCCGUAUUAACCUCACACCGCAUCCCAGAGAGGGCAAACGGUGCUCGGAGUGGACUCAAAAGGAAAACAGGUGCACGCGAAAGGCCACACAUGAGGAUUUGUGUACACAGCAUUGUGAGUAUAAAGAAUUAUUUCUAUUCACAUAGUUAAUCAGAAGGAGGAAUAAGUAGAAGACGGAAAAAGGAAACUUCGAAAAAGAGAAAGGAAAAGAAAAGAAAGAAGGUCCAUGCAACUCCCUACAACAUUAUCAACCCCAUGCAGCAAAGCAGCAGCAUUCAGUCACAUUAUUUUCUUGCAACAGGAACAUUAUGUAAAAUGAUAGGGUGAUCAAAACAGAAAAAAAUAUUUACC
Messenger RNA from Lytechinus variegatus (green sea urchin), 820 nucleotides. RefSeq lists its product as uncharacterized. NCBI's taxonomy places the organism in Eukaryota, Metazoa, Echinodermata, Echinoidea, Temnopleuroida, Toxopneustidae. The record is from RefSeq and is a predicted model, not a curated record. The coding region runs from base 1 to 615 and encodes 204 amino acids. The transcript has 5 exons.